Messenger RNA from Sesamum indicum (sesame), 889 nucleotides. Its product is annotated as B3 domain-containing protein REM5-like. NCBI's taxonomy places the organism in Eukaryota, Viridiplantae, Streptophyta, Magnoliopsida, Lamiales, Pedaliaceae. Gene Ontology annotation, molecular function: DNA binding. The record is from RefSeq and is a predicted model, not a curated record.
UUCAGACAUCUAAAGCCCGCAUGUUUCAGUUAGUUUCUCUUCAAACAUUCAAGAAUCAGACAAUAGUGUACAGAGAUGAAUAGUUCUCUCAACCGGCCGAGCUUCUUCAAACCCCUCAUCGGUGACUUUUCGACCCAACUCUCAAUACCAGUUGAAUUUGCAAGAAGACACAAAGACAUGCUGCAUGGAAAAGUCUGCCUAGUAACUGAAUCUCAGGAAUCUUGGGCGGUGAAGAUCGAACAGGUAAAUGAGAGGCACUGUUUCAUAGGAGGUUGGCCUGAAUUUUUGAAGGGAAACCAACUUGAAGAAGGAGAUUUUCUUGUUUUUUAUUUUGUCGGAAGAUCGACAUUCAGAGUUGCAAUCUUUUCCAUGGAUGGUUGUGACAAGUGGUAUCCUUCCUCCGAUGUUGAUGGCAUCCAAGAACCUGGGAUUUACUGGAAUUUCCCUGUAAAACAGGAAUGCGGGAGUGGAGAUAGCUGUGACAAGACCAGUGAAAUUCCAAGGUUUUCUGUCCAGUUGAGGAGAUACAGUACAUACCAUCUGUUCUUUCCAGCUGCUUUUGCUGCCAAAACUGGAUUACGGAGGAAGAGCAAGAUAACGUUGCGGGAUCCAAGAGGGAGGAAAUGGCCGGUAACAUUAUUCACCAGGGAAAGACCUCAUAGGAUUCAAACUUCCACCGGGUGGAAUGAAUUCUUGGCAGCACAGAAACUAUUUGUUGGAAGUAUCAUUUCACUUGAAUCCGUUCCGGGUUCUGAUGAUGAUGAUCUGUUCCAAGUGAAAGUGCUCAAAAAUAGAGGAAAAGGAGAACUUUUUAGGGCUUUCAACAAAAACCUUGGCAGGCCGCAGCUCAGCAGGCGUUUGUAGUUGCCCUUCACAACGCACACACAAG